AUGAAAGGCUACUGUUUUUAACCAAGCUCCAGGGAAAUUAUAGAAAAUCUCCAAACAAAUAACUAGAGUCCUCAUAUUGAGUUGGUCUCUACAACCCAUAGAUUGAUGGCUAUGUCAACAUAUUAAAGACCAAAGAAAAUAAGGAGAAACACAACUAUUUCCAUCUUUACGUAAUUUUAUAUAAAUAAACAGAUAAUAAAAUGAAAGUGAAUCUCCUAAAAAAUCUCAAAGAUGGCUAUUUAUGUUGAGGAAAUAUAUUACUAUUGUAAGAAUAUCAAUAAGUUUUAUUAAUUCUUUAAAAGAAUAUUAAAAUAAAUAGAAAAUAGAAAGACUAGAUUCAAAACAAUGGAAAAAGGAAUCCUUACUACCAUUUUAUCCUGAUGAUUUUUUCAUUAAAAAAUGGAGAAUAUUCAUUGAAAUUUUAACAUUUUCAAGUGUCAUUUUGUAUCCCAUUUAUAUCAAUUUCGAAGUUAAUAAAGUAAUUGAAACUGUAGUUAUAGUAUUUGACUUAUUCUUUUUGAUUGACAUUUUUAUUAACUUUCUAACUGGAUAUAUUGAUGAAUGCAAUAAUUUAAUAAUUGAUUUUAACUCCAUUUUUAAACAUUACUUUAAAACUUGGCUCUUUUUUGAUGUUUUGUCUGUAAUCCCAGCAAUUAAUUAUGAAAAAGAAUGGUUUAAAAAAUUCAAAAUGAUUAGAGUACUAAAAUAUUUUUUAAAUAACAAAGAAGUUACCUAUAAAGGACAAGAGAAUUAUGUUAAACUUAUUGAGUCAUUAAAUCCUGAACAAGAAUUUACAUUAAAAAGCGGAACUAAAUAUCUUUUAAAUGUAAUUAUAACAUCAUGUUUAUUAAUACAUAUUUUUGGGUGUUGGUAGCAUUACUUCGAUUCAGGAGAUUAUAUAACAAAUAUCUAUUGGUCAUCCUAAACUAUUACUACUGUUGGUUAUGGUGAUAUCAAUGCUAAAUAUGAAUUUGCUGUUCUUUGGAUGGUCAUAGGAGUAGCAUUCUAUUCUUUCACUAUUGGUGAUUUUGCUUUAAUGAUGCAAAAAUCAAAAGUAAAUGCAGAACAGGAUCUUUUAUUUUUGAUAGAAUAAUUAGGUCAUGCUUAAAAUUUCUCUGAAAAAUUGAAACAUAAAUUCUAGUUUUUUGUUAAAAGCAAUCUAUAUCAUAAUUAAUUUUGGUUAGAAGAAUAUAAGUCUAUGGCAAAAGAGCUACCUCAUAACUUAAAAUUAUAUUUAACGCUAAGUACAAUGCUUGAUAUUUGUAAAUAAAUUCCAUUGUUUUUAUAUGAUAUCAAUUAUACAUCUUUAUUGUUAUUAAAUAUUAGAUAUUUGAUUGUUGAAGAAGGAUUCAUUUUGUACAGAGAAGGUCAAAGUUCAAGUGAAAUAUUCUUUUUGUUAUAAGGAGACAUUCGAAUUAUGACAAAAGACAAAACAAUUCUAUUAAAUAUUUUAGAAGGAACAAUUUUUGGAGAGUUUGAAGCUAUUGAAGAGAAAUUAAGAGGAACGUAUUGUGUUGCAUAAAGAAAAUCUAUUUGUUUAGUCAUUCCAUAUAGAAUAUUAAGAAGAGUUAUGUCCUAAAGUUAAAUAUUGGAUUUCGAAAUCAGACAACUACAUUUAAGAAGAAGAAGAUUAAUAAUCAAUAAUUUUAUAGAAGAAAGAAGUAAAUUUUUUAAUUUAAAUAAGGAAGAAAGCAUGCCUAUAAAAGGUAAUAAGUGAGAUUUUAUACGUAGUCAUUUUUACAAAUGACUAAAGAAGAAUAUGUUUUGAAUAAAAAGAUAAUCCAAAUAUUGAGUGUAGAAGAAUAUAAUAAGUCAUUAUUAAGUAAGAUUANCAAGUGUCAUUUUGUAUCCCAUUUAUAUCAAUUUCGAAGUUAAUAAAGUAAUUGAAACUGUAGUUAUAGUAUUUGACUUAUUCUUUUUGAUUGACAUUUUUAUUAACUUUCUAACUGGAUAUAUUGAUGAAUGCAAUAAUUUAAUAAUUGAUUUUAACUCCAUUUUUAAACAUUACUUUAAAACUUGGCUCUUUUUUGAUGUUUUGUCUGUAAUCCCAGCAAUUAAUUAUGAAAAAGAAUGGUUUAAAAAAUUCAAAAUGAUUAGAGUACUAAAAUAUUUUUUAAAUAACAAAGAAGUUACCUAUAAAGGACAAGAGAAUUAUGUUAAACUUAUUGAGUCAUUAAAUCCUGAACAAGAAUUUACAUUAAAAAGCGGAACUAAAUAUCUUUUAAAUGUAAUUAUAACAUCAUGUUUAUUAAUACAUAUUUUUGGGUGUUGGUAGCAUUACUUCGAUUCAGGAGAUUAUAUAACAAAUAUCUAUUGGUCAUCCUAAACUAUUACUACUGUUGGUUAUGGUGAUAUCAAUGCUAAAUAUGAAUUUGCUGUUCUUUGGAUGGUCAUAGGAGUAGCAUUCUAUUCUUUCACUAUUGGUGAUUUUGCUUUAAUGAUGCAAAAAUCAAAAGUAAAUGCAGAACAGGAUCUUUUAUUUUUGAUAGAAUAAUUAGGUCAUGCUUAAAAUUUCUCUGAAAAAUUGAAACAUAAAUUCUAGUUUUUUGUUAAAAGCAAUCUAUAUCAUAAUUAAUUUUGGUUAGAAGAAUAUAAGUCUAUGGCAAAAGAGCUACCUCAUAACUUAAAAUUAUAUUUAACGCUAAGUACAAUGCUUGAUAUUUGUAAAUAAAUUCCAUUGUUUUUAUAUGAUAUCAAUUAUACAUCUUUAUUGUUAUUAAAUAUUAGAUAUUUGAUUGUUGAAGAAGGAUUCAUUUUGUACAGAGAAGGUCAAAGUUCAAGUGAAAUAUUCUUUUUGUUAUAAGGAGACAUUCGAAUUAUGACAAAAGACAAAACAAUUCUAUUAAAUAUUUUAGAAGGAACAAUUUUUGGAGAGUUUGAAGCUAUUGAAGAGAAAUUAAGAGGAACGUAUUGUGUUGCAUAAAGAAAAUCUAUUUGUUUAGUCAUUCCAUAUAGAAUAUUAAGAAGAGUUAUGUCCUAAAGUUAAAUAUUGGAUUUCGAAAUCAGACAACUACAUUUAAGAAGAAGAAGAUUAAUAAUCAAUAAUUUUAUAGAAGAAAGAAGUAAAUUUUUUAAUUUAAAUAAGGAAGAAAGCAUGCCUAUAAAAGGUAAUAAGUGAGAUUUUAUACGUAGUCAUUUUUACAAAUGACUAAAGAAGAAUAUGUUUUGAAUAAAAAGAUAAUCCAAAUAUUGAGUGUAGAAGAAUAUAAUAAGUCAUUAUUAAGUAAGAUUAUAGGUAAAAAGCUACAAAGACUUUCUUAAUUUUUGGUCAAAUUCAAAAGAUCUGUUUAAAGAGUAAUUGAAAUGAAUCAUCAAUUAGAUGAAACUAUACCAGAAUAAUGGAGAGAAUUGAGUAAUUACCAAUUAAUAAAGAGAGUCUUUCCUAAAGAUUAUUUGUCAUAGAAAUUUUAAUAGAUUUCCUUAUCAAGAAAAUCUUCAUCGGUUCAUUCUUCAGUUAGCAAACUAAGCAAAAUGAAAUAUUCAACUUAUAGUUAACAAUAUUUUUUUCAAAAGCUCCCUGAGAUUAGAUUAAAACAUAUAGUUUUACAACAUAUUAGAUUAACUAAAAAUAAAUUUGUCCCGCUUUAAUAAAUAAUAAACAAGUACUCAGAAGAUCCUGAAUAACUUAAUUUAAAGAAAAAGGAAAGUGUUGAAAGGUCAGUAUGGACCAAAAAGUUUACAAAGAUAUCUCAAACAGUUAUUCUACGAAUCGAUCAAAUCUAAGACAGUGGUGAUAAAUAUAAUGAAAUAAUGCAGUCAAUGAAAAAGAUUGAAAAAUUGUGGCUAAAAGGAUCUAUGUACAAGUUUGAAUGGUUCUAAGAUUAACAUUCAUAAUCGAAAUAAUUUUUAAUUUGA
Paramecium primaurelia is the source of this 3855-nucleotide messenger RNA. The record is from the annotation of a GenBank genome assembly. NCBI's taxonomy places the organism in Eukaryota, Ciliophora, Oligohymenophorea, Peniculida, Parameciidae.